Closterium sp. NIES-67 is the source of this 4267-nucleotide messenger RNA. The record is from the annotation of a GenBank genome assembly. Lineage: Eukaryota; Viridiplantae; Streptophyta; Zygnematophyceae; Desmidiales; Closteriaceae.
GCUUCUUACCACCAGUUCUCAAACAACCUUGGUAGUAUCGCCUGUCAGGUUAGGACUCCAAGCAUACAAACAUAACGAGUUAGCAAUUCUGUGUUGUAGUCAGGCCGCUCCUUGAGCCAUCCCUCCGAAUUCGCCGAAAAGCCAGCAAUUGCUGCCGAUCGGAUAGUUUCCAAGUUCAGCAAUCUCAAUCCCAGAAUUCCCUUCCAGGCCUGACUUCCUUGUUUUUAUUGAAGGCCCUUACAGUCGCCGAGAUCGGCGUCUGACGCUGACUAUAGCACUGAGACACUGAGACUGGAAGUUAGGUUCCCAUUACAAGACUUUGUUUCCUGCUUGAAGCGAAUCGGCUGGUGUAGAUACCGAAGCCUAUCAGCGUCGCCUAUCAGCCUAUCGCCCGCUAGCCGGCGUAGAUUCUCGUUAUGGAUGAAGUAGAGAUGGGCAGCGUGAAUACCGAGGCCGAGUUGGUGAGGAAGGAGGGCAGGUAUGCGGACAAGACGACGCAGCAGCGGCGGCGAAAGCUCGCGACGACCUUCGGAACGCAAGUCGACGCCAUCAUGCGGAGAAACCUCGCUUAUCAGAAGCGCAACUGGGGCAGCAACCUGUGUCUGGUGAGCCUGCCGGCGUUCAUGUGCCUCUUCCUCUUCCUCAUUCAAGUUCUCAUAGCGUCCGUCCUCAACACGCGCUUCAAGUGCGGCUGCGGCUGCCCCACGGAGUACAAGAACCCCGACGGCUCCUGCCAACCCGGAAGAAAAGUCUGCGGCCCGCAGUACACCGACAAGCUUGAGCAGAUCGCCUUCUGCGAGUUUCCGCACCCGCCAGCGUGGCCGGCGUUUCUACAGGUGCCGGACGAGCGGUUUCGGGCGGCAGACUGGGGGUCGGGCGGCGCGCUGGAGGCGGGUCUGCCGCCCAGCAGCUGCCGGGUGAAGCCAGCGAAUUUCUCCAACGCGGAGAGCACGAGCAUGGAGGGCAACGGCACGUACCCGUGCUUCAACACGGUGCUCUACACGGGGCAGGACCGGAAGAUCGCUGACAGAAUCGGCGCCAAUCUCAUCCCGGACGUGCCUCUCUUCACCCUGCAGACCGCCAAGCAGAAGCAGAGCGUCAAGCUCUACCUCACCGACCCUCCCUUCAACCAAGCCUCCGGCCCAGGCUCGGCACCUCCAGGUCCGGCAGCACCAGGCUUGAAACCGCCCCCAGCAGCCGCACCUGGUCCGGCGGCGAGGCGAAACCUGAGGAGAGCAGACGAGGUGCUGCCAGCGAGCGUGAUGCGGCGGGUGAUUCAGGAAGCGGGUAACUGGGAGAAAGACACGGGCAGCAGCAGUGGGGGCGGCGGUGGCACGGGGGGUAAUGCGCUGGGUGGUAUGGCCGGGGGCUUCGGCAAUUUGGCCAACCCUAAUGGGCCGAACGCGACCAACUUCGGCGUGUUCAACUACACCAGCACGUCGUACAUGAUCCCCGCGAUUACCUACGACCUGGCGUACGUGCCGCCCGGGUCCAGCACGUUCCGUGGGUGGUCGCUGUAUAUGGAGGAGGCCCUAGUGGCGUCGGGCAACACAGGCAAAGUGAGGAGCACGACCAUCUACCUGGUGCAGCCCAGCUGUGUGAAGUACAAGCUGCUGCCCUACAGCUUCAACGUCUCCUUCUCUGGCUUUAACAUGACCAUCCGUAUCGAGUGUCUCGUCACCCUCUCCCUCUGGCGCAACGCCACAGCAGCCAUAAACGAGGAGCUCUAUAACGGGUACUACCAGGCCAACCCCAACAAGGUCCCGAACCAGUACAUGUCAGCCUACGACUUCCAAAACUCCUCUGCCUCGCUCUUCCGCCCCUACAUCUGGUACAACUCCUCCUACGCCCGCGCCUGGGCCCUCGGCGGCGCCUCGGCUCUCAUCCGCUUCCCCCGCUCCAUGAACCUCGCCGCCAACGCUUAUGUAAAAGCCAUGCUUAACCCGAACGCGACGAUCCCGCUGCUGUACUUGAAAGACUUCCCCCGGCCGCAGGACUCGGUGGGGGUGGACCUGGCGACCAUACUGGGGCCGCUGUUCUACCUGUGGCUGCUCCAGCUGCUGUAUCCGGUGUUCACCGCGAGCCUGGUGUAUGAGAAGGAGAAGAACCUGCGGAUGAUGAUGCGCAUGCAUGGGCUGAAAGACGGGCCGUACUGGCUCAUCUCGUACUCGUACUUCACCAUCAUGUCCAUCAUCUUCAUCGCCGUGUUUCUGAUAGCUGGUUUCAUCAUUCAGCUGAAGAUGUUUACAGGCAACCCCAUCGGGCUGCAGCUCCUCGCCUACGGCGUGUUCAUCUUCACGCAGAUCUCCUUCUCCCUCCUCACCUCCACCGUUUUCAACAACUCCAAGCUCGCCACCAUCGUCUGCUACUUCUACGUCUUUGGCUCCGGGCUCCUGGCGCAGUUCCUCUUCCGCCUCUUCCUCGAAUCCAGCACCGUGUCAAACGCUCUGGUGAUCGUUCUCCAGCUCAUCCCUGCCUUCUCCAUCUACCACUGCCUCUACGAUUUCGCCACGUCAGCGUACGAUGCAGCCAUGAUGGGCACGGGCGGCACGCUGACGUGGCAGUCGGCGCAGAGCACAGGCUUCUUCACGGCAGUUCUCAUCCUCUUUAUAGAGGCGCUCGUUUUCCUGCUGGUGGGGCUGUACCUGGAUCAGGUGGUUGCGGUGGGUAGCGGCGUUCGGAAGCAUCCCCUGCUGGGGCUCCACAAGCUGUUCAAGGGGAAGGGGAAGAAGGGGGAGGGGGUGAGGAGGAGUAGUAGCGCGAUGGGGAGAGGGGGGGGGAGGGGGAGGGCGACAGGGACAAGCCCGAUGUUUUGGAAGAGGAAGCGCUGGUGGAUUCCCUCCUCCACUCCGACGACCCCCCGUCCUCGGACCAGCACUACUCCAUAAUCUGUGACCAUCUGCGCAAGGUCUACCCUGGGCGUGACGGCAACAAGGAGAAGGUGGCCGUGCGGGAUCUCUCAGUGGCCGUGGCCCGGGGAGAGUGCUUCGGCAUGCUGGGGCCAAACGGGGCGGGCAAGACGACCACGCUGAGCAUGAUGAUGGGGUUCUUAAAGCCCAGCGAGGGCGCGGCGAUCAUCGAGGGCAUGGGGAUUGUGGAGGAUAUGGAUGCGAUCUACUCGAUUAUGGGGGUGUGCCCACAGCACGAUCUUCUCUGGGAGCAGCUGACCGGCAGGGAGCAUCUUCUCUUCUACGGGCGGCUCAAGAACCUGCGGGGCCAGGAGCUAAAGGACGCAGUGGACAAGUCCCUCAAGAGCGUGAACCUGCUGGCAGGGGGCGUGGGGGACAAGGUGUCGGGGCAGUACAGUGGCGGCAUGAAGCGGCGGCUGAGCGUGGCCAUCUCCCUUAUAGGCAACCCCCUUGUGGUCUACAUGGACGAGCCCAGCACCGGGCUGGACCCCGCUUCGCGGAAGCUGCUUUGGGAUGUGGUGAAGGCUGCUAAGAAGGACAGGGCGAUUGUGCUCACGACUCACUCUAUGGAAGAGGCAGAAGCUCUCUGUGACAGGCUGGGUAUCUUCGUGAGCGGUCAGUUUGAGUGCAUUGGUAACGCACGCCAGCUCACCACACGUUACGGGGGGACAUACGUGCUGACGGUUACCACACCCCUGGAGGAAGAGGAGAACAUCGGGCGGGUCGUGAAUUCCAUCUGCCCGAAUGCGAAGCGGAUCUACAGCCUGGCGGGCACGCAAAAGUUUGAGAUGCCCAUGGCUGAGGUGGAGGUGGCGGACGUGUUUGCGGCGAUUGCUUCGGUCCGAGAGGAAAUGUCGAUCCGGGCGUGGGGGUUCACAAACACUACGCUGGAAGACGUCUUCAUCAAGAUCGCCAAGACUGCCCAAGCCACACCAGUAUGAUACACGCAAGGAUGCACCUAGUGCACUUCAGAUAAGGGAGGGAGAUGCCCUCACCUAUGAUACACACUAUGAUGCACCUAGUGCACUACACAUAUGGGAGGGAAAUGCAGAUUGUUUCGGUGUGAGAGCACAUGUCAGUCCGGGCGAGGGGGGUUUGCCAACACCGCACAACCCUGGAGGGCGCCUUCAUCAAGAUAGUUGGCCAAGACUGCCCAAGCUGCGAGGGCAUAUGUAUAUCGGAGAAACAUGCAAUGUGGGUGUUUGCUCGAGCCAUCUAGUCUGAUUUACCUGUCAGAGUGGGGCAAUAGUUCACUCCCUACUCAUACUGCUAACUACGUGCCCUCUCUACAUUUAUGAUUCUGUUUAACUAGUACCGUUCAUUGCUGAAAUGGAUAUAGCAGAUCAAAUGGUCCAAGC